AAUGGAUUGAGUAUAAAACGUACGUAGCGCUGUUUAAGGGAACCACAGAGAAAUACCGACACAUACGUGUAGUCUUCACCGGCAGAGACGGGGCGGGAAAGACAACAAUAUGUCGACGGAUUAAAAACGAAUAUGUCGACCUCGACUUACGCCAGCCAACUGUGGGAGCAGUUCUUUACCCUGCGUCGUUCUUUAUUGACUGGGAAUUUAAAACAUGGGGAGAUAUUGCUGAUCAAUCGCUUACGGACGUGAUUACAACACGUAUGGGUGUAUUGUUCAAAACGAACAUGGAGACAUCAGAAAUAGAGGCCGGUUUCCAAACAGCGUCCCAAGACGAAUUAGGCGGAGAUUUAUUGCUAGAAGACCCUGUGGCAGUCCAUCGAGCAGCAACCGAAUCCAUUAAAGUCGGACGUGCUUCACGCAGGGCCAAGUCUGAUGGAGCGUUUCUUUCUCUCUGGGAUAUGGGUGGACACACUUCAUUUCAGGCUUCACACAAUGUGUUUAUUUCUUCGCAUGGUGUGUACCUACUAGUCUUCAGACUGACAGAUUUUCUUAAAGACAAGUUGGAAACUGAUAGACUGAAGAAAUGGAUCCGGUUGAUUGGCACGUUUUCGUCAGGUGAACUUAACGCGCCAAGAUUGAAGGCACAUGAACCUCCACUUAUUUUCGUCGGCACCUUCCUGGACGAACUUAAAAAAACAUCCUCGGACUGCGACAAACUUGUACAGGCAAUGCAGUCAAGCAUUGCGAAAUUCCCCGAACUUGCAGCUCACAAAUUCGUAAGGUUCUGCACAGCGGACAACAGCAUUGGAAAUGAUGACACGGAAUUGGAAGUGUUGCGAGGUUUUAUUACAGAAGCAGCCGUGCACCAAGAUCAGUGGGACAGAAAACUUCCGGCCAGAUGGUUGAAACUCGAGAUGGACUUACUUAAAGCCAGAGAAGAAGGAACCUGGAUACUCACUUUGGCGGAGGUGAUUGAAAUGAACAAAAAGUCUAUAGCCCCUUUAACGGACGAGAACGAGAUGAAACUGGCACUGGAGUUCCUGCACUGCACAAGAUCUGUGAUUUAUUUUCGGGAGUUUGACCACAUCAUCACCAACCCCCAGUGGCUUGCUGAUUUUUUCAGCAUCCUGAUUACCGACGACGAGUUCCUCCCAAAAGGCGACCUUCUCCUGACCCGAGACCUGGAGUUGUACAUGACAAAGGGUGAACUUACUGACAAGUUGACCAAUGGUCUUCUAAGUCUGGAAAAGAACCAAGCUUUCCUUCCUUACAAGUCCGUUCUCCUGGCGCUGAUGGAAAAGUUCGGACUAAUAGUAAAGAUACUAAUGUCGGGAACCACUACAGAAAAUGCACAGUUCAGUGAGACGUACACCAUUCCAAGCAAACUUAUGGAGCUACAAAGCAUUGAUGAUAUAGCCAAAGAAAUCAGUAUCUUCAAACAGAGAAACCUCGCUGUCUCCAAAACCUUAUGCUUCGUGUUUAAAGAUGUUUACGUUCCAGAUGAACUUUUCCAUAGAAUCUUUGCCCAGAUCAUGAGAAGGUACAGAGCAGUGUCACUGUCAACAUACACUUUCUAUGAGCGUGACCAGGCGACAGUAGGCAACACCACUUGUUUAUAUUUCGGUUUUGGAUGUUUCGAGGUCGACGACCUUUGCAGAAUGAUCGUGUCCAUGAACGCAGAGCGGUCAGCAAUUGCUGUGACUGUGAUCAGUCCAACAGAAUCCCAACUUCCCGCAGACUCUGGACAACGUGUGAGGCUCUCAAUCGAACAAAUUAUUCUUGAGACGUUGCAAAUGAGUAACCAGCAACACUUUCAGUACGCACAUCAGCUGCACUGCAACUUCCACCUGAGUCCAUACGACACCCCAGUACAACUAUACGGCGUCAUCCACUCAGAGAGGGGCGUGCCUUGUAAAGGCAGCGAAUGCGAAGGACAACACAGACUGUCCAGAACAGACACAAAGUUUUGGAACAUCACAGAGGAUUCUGCAAGGUGUCAAGGCAAUGGGGAUCUCGCAGGAACAACGGGGGUUGGACCAAAUACCUCUGACAGAAGGCCUUCUCCUCGUGAACUUAGUCGUCUGUCCCGUCUAAUCAACCCCCACCGCAUUGAGCAAUUCUUUGUGGAACUUGGGCUUCCUGAUCUAGAAAUUGAGGACACAAAACGUGAGUCCCAAAACAUGCCUGUGAUCACCCUCAUUACCAAGCUGUUUCUUAAAUGGACAAUUGCCUAUCCGAAUAAGACGAUCCAUGACAUCCAACAAGCUUUGGAGGCGGUUGAUAUGGCCACUGACCGUAUCAACAACGUACUAGGAACAGACGUGGAAUCCCAGGUCAAAGAUAUGGUGCCAUUGGAGGUUUGGAAUAGAGUCCCGUCUAAUGAUGAAAUAAGGAAAAUCGUAGAUAACAUCGGCAAAACGUUCUUCAACCUGUGCCUAGAGCUUGGAUUGUCACCCCCGGCCAUAGAGCAGUGUGAACUGUCUCAUCCUACCGACUUCAGGACAAGAAUGUUUGCUCUCCUUCGGUGUUGGAUAGACCGAUUCCAGAAGAAGGCAACCAUAGGCAGGUUGUUGACAGCCAUGAAGGUUUGUCAGAUGGACUGGCAUACAACAGCAACAAACUUGUAACAUAACAAGGACAAAAAAUGUGAAAUUGUGUAACUGACUCAUGUGAUUCUGGACAAAAACACACCUGGUGAUUUUAACUUUCUUAUAACACAGCUUUACUGGAAUCAUGGAAAACACUUUCACAGAAAAAUUUAUAUGAAUUUCAGAGUUCUAAUAUUUGACAGUUAAGACAAGAAUAUUAAGACGGAUCAAUAGAGUCGUACCACGUUAUAUAAUUAUACAAUUUGAUUUAAGAUUUUACUGGUAAAUUGUUGUGACAUACUUAAUAUCCGGGAAACGUUUUUUGUCAUUCAGGAGACCACUAUAUAGUAAUUCGUUAUAGUGCAUAUAUCUUUUAUCUCUAGGGAUAAAUCUUUCGCGAUUUUGCCCUGUGAUCAAAAUUUCAUGGAUUAACAUUAUUUGAUAGUCAAAAAACCUAAAGCUGAAACAUCAUCUUUCUAUCAGCAGUGUAGCUAAUUGUAAAAGUUAAUGUUUUAAAGUUUUUAUACCAGCAUUAGAAGUCAAUUAUUAACGAAAUGUAGCAACUAUGCGAUAUAACAUACUGAAGUAUUUCUGACACAUUUCUUUCUCUUUAAUCGUAAUACUUUCCGUGUUAUUGAUUGAAUUACAAAAUUAAAAGAUUAGAGCACACUUUAAACUACCAAUGAUAAGUUACAUUUAUUUAUUUAUGUUUGUGUUCUUGACAAUCACUGUAUUGUUCACAUGUUACCUUUUGAAAUGUAGUCAUAACCUAUCUGGCCAUGUUCAACUUUGGUAUACUUCUGAGCAAAUAUUGUUCUGUCUUUUUACCAGCAACAUAAGUUAAUGAACACGAAAAGAAAAUUUAAACUGAAAGACAUUGCCUACAUACAAUCAGUGAACAGACUGAGUGUAAGUAUCAUAUAUGUUACACAGUUAGAACUAAUUUAAUGCUUGACCAUACAGAUAAAAUGUAUGCAUUUGGUUUAUCAAAGGAUUUUAACACAACGUGUUGAUUGUCACAAUAAUACCUAUAACAGUACAAACCUAUACAUACAAUAAACUUAAUAUCUAACCUCCUUACAUACUACCCACAAAGGACAGUUCAUGAUUUUGUCAACAUCAGUUUUACAAUAUUUAUUUUUCAUUAUGUAAUAAAGAUAGCAUACGGUAAUAUAUGUCAAUUUAUCGUGUUUAUCAUAUAUUUGACUUUCCGUAACACACGUGGGUAUAUGAUGAGCAGCGAUUGCUAAUUCGACUGUCUUUUCUGAAAUAUUUUGAAUCACGUGAACACGCAGAACUCUCCCAUUACGUCAAAUCAAAUGAAGGUAAACACAUUUAACAACUAUUUACCAUUCUAUAUCUUUUUCCUAGUGUACCAUUGAUAGAAACUCCAUUUCAUUCGAAUAUAAUUAAAAUACUGUAUAUAUGUUUUUAACUAUAAAUAUUUAGCUUUAAAUACGUAAAAAAAAGGUGAUGGCAUAUACUUUUUUCCUGAUUUUGGUAUUUCUUUGAUGUUGAAAAUGUGUGCACCAAUAUGUAGAAUUAUGUUUAUUAUUUCUCAUGUACAUGUAUA
Messenger RNA from Mizuhopecten yessoensis (Yesso scallop), 4164 nucleotides. RefSeq lists its product as uncharacterized. The transcript has 8 exons. Gene Ontology annotation, biological process: signal transduction. The record is from RefSeq and is a predicted model, not a curated record. The annotation marks the transcript as partial. Lineage: Eukaryota; Metazoa; Mollusca; Bivalvia; Pectinida; Pectinidae. Gene Ontology annotation, molecular function: protein binding.